AAAUAUAAUGGAAAUAUUCAUCCGGACGAAUGGAUAAAUGAUAUUCAAGCUUAUUUUAGUAUAAAACAAAAUGGUUUUAUUAAUUUUGCUAUAAUAUCCUUAGUAGAUUCCACUAUUAAACUUCCAACUGGAAUUAAUAAUAUUGAAAAACUUCGUAAUGCACUUAAAGAAGAUAUUUCCUUUACAAUUUUUAAGAACACGAAUAAAAGAAAGUUACAAUCAUUAAAAUAUAAUCCUGAAAGAAAGGGUGGUGAUACAUCAAAUUUUAUUUUAACCUUUCGUAAAUUAUGUUAUAACGCCGAGAUUAAUGAUGUAGAAGAACAAAAGAAAUAUCUAUAUAAAUCGCUCCCGAAUGACUAUUUUGAUUAUGUUUCAAACGAAUUUUUUGAGAAAAUGAAGAAUUUAAAUUCAAUUGAUGAGCUAAUUAAAAGAUUUGAAGAACUUGUUUUAGAAGAAUCAAAUUUAAUUAGAAAGGGAUCUAUUGUAGCUUUAAAACAUGUUGCAACAGGGAAAUAUUUAAGUUCUAUUAAAAAUUUAUGUUAUACAACUGGAAGCAAGUUUCAAUCUUUUUUAGUUUUUGCGGGAAGCCCAGAGCCUGUUCCAAAUUCUUUAUGGAAAGCAAUAUUCGAUGAUGAAUUAGCCACUUAUACAGAUAAUUCUAUGAUGCUACAACAUGUUAAAUCUGAGAGAUUUCUGGGAAUAUAUUGUGUUUAUAAUAGCUAUGGAUAUGAUUAUUGCAAAUCUCCGUUAAAUAAUUAUACAGAAGUGGGCUGUCGUGGCAACGAAGGUUAUUUUACUAGAAAUUGGAAAUUUAAUCAUAGUAAAUUAAAAAAUCAUCAAGGAUAUUUAAAAUCAAAUGAUACUAUUAAUCUUAGUAUUUAUCGUACUCAAGAUGGUCGAGUUGAAUUUUUACGUAGCCAUGAUAUUCAAUUUACUAUUGGAAACGAUUCUUUUCAAGAAGUUGCUUGUCAUAAUGAAAGAUUAGGAGGGAAUGAUGAAUGGUGCAUUGAACUAAUUCGUUUCUAAGCAACGUUUCCGAUACAUAUUUUGCCUUUAAGUUGUUCAAAUGAAUAAUAUAUAUCUUUAAAAGGCAAUUUUCACAAAUAUGAAAGUACGUUAAGAUCGAAAAUUUAAUGUUUAAUUAUGACAAAAUUUUAAGAUAACAUUAUCUGCGAUACAUGGUUCACUAUUAAUAUACAAGUUUACGUUUACUUAUGAAAUUAUAGUCAAUUAUAAUUACUUAUAGUAGACUACGCAUCAAUUAUUGAUAUUCACAUUAUUAUUUCUCUAGGCUAAAGUUGAGAAUAUUAUUUCUGACUUUUUUAUGUAUUUUACAUAUAUAGCGUAGCGCUCUUAUAUUGCAUUUAAACAAUAUUUAUUAUAUAUAAUAAAAUAUCAUAUUACACGUUAUAUAUCAUUC
Molecule: messenger RNA, 1420 nt
Organism: Rhizophagus irregularis DAOM 181602=DAOM 197198
Lineage: Eukaryota; Fungi; Glomeromycota; Glomeromycetes; Glomerales; Glomeraceae
Source: RefSeq, a predicted model, not a curated record